AGUACAGUCCCAAAUUAUGUCCGGGUUAAAGCUGACAUGUGGGAAAGUAUGGAUACUUCCAUGAGUUAAAUAGAUAUUUGGCGUUAUUGCAUUUGAAAAGUACAAUGAGCUUGCUUCCUCGCACCGCGGGCGAGUUCAGUUCAGCUGAAUACUGGGAAAGGUUUUUCAAGAAGCGUGGAGAGAAGGCGUUUGAGUGGUAUGGAGAUUACAACAAACUGUGCGGAGUCCUCCACAAAUACAUCAAAGUGAAAGAUAAGGUGCUGGUGGUUGGAUGUGGAAAUUCGGAGCUGAGUGAACAGAUGUAUGAUGUUGGCUACAAACACCUAAUCAACAUUGACAUCAGUGAGACAGUAAUAAACCAUAUGAACCAAAGAAAUGCUGGGCACAGACCUGACCUGAGCUUCCAGCAGAUUGACGCAACCAAAACACCCUUUGAGGAUGGCAGUUUUCAGGCUGUUUUAGACAAGGGCACCCUAGAUGCCAUGGCAUCAGAGGAAGAGGGAGCACUGGCUUCAAGUAUGCUUACAGAGAUGAGUCGAGUGCUGAGUUUUGGGGGCAGAUAUGUCUGUAUCACAUUGGCCCAGGAGAGUGUCAUAAAGUUAGCUGUAGAGCACUUUGUUUCGCUCGGCUGGGCUGUGAGACUCCACUGUCUGCAGAAUGCCACUGACAGCCAAGAGGUCUUUGCUUUGCCUGUGUUUGUCCUGAUCUGCACCAAGUUUCGUCAACCAAUGCCUACGCCCAUUCUAGAGAUGUGUCUUGGGGAGGAUGGUGCACCGACUCGCUUCACUCAGGUUUCAGAGCUCCUGUCGACUGUGAGAGAACAUCAGGCCUAUUCUGUGCUGAGGAAAAGGCUUCGUACAGGCACAGACGUCAGUUCAAACGUCUCACUCACUCUUUGCCACGUAAAGACAGGCCUUCCCAGAUAUACUCUUACUGUUCAGGACUCUGCUCCUGGAGCCAAAGUGCCCAAAGCCAAUCACUUUGCUAUUUUUAUUGUACCACAGGGUAGUGAGACUGCUUGGCUUUAUAGUUCUGCAGAAGGCCACAAACAGUUGGCAGCCAGUGCAAACUUCAGACGAUUAGUAAUUGUUGCAAUGCACCGAAAUCAAGAGUAUGCCAGUAUGGAGGCAGUCCAGGCUGAGCUUUCACCCAUGGUAAUGGACUUGGCUCCUCCUGCUAUGCCCCACAACCACCAGGUGCCUUUUUUGUCAGCUACUGGUGACUUGGGUUGGCGUGAUGUGGUCAGCACAGGAGUCAGCAAGCUAAGUGGAGAGUAUUGUGUGGAGAAUGUCAGAGGAGAAGAUGGAGAACUGUAUCGAAGACUAGUGUUUUUAUCCAAUGCUGCUCUUAUCCAAUCAGAGAGCAAGCUUGUGUCACCAAAUACAACAGGCCACAAGAAAAAAGGCAAAAAGAAAGUCAAGCCAACAGUUCCUUCAACAGUGCCCUCCUCUUCACUGUCAGUGAACACAGGCUUUCUCUGCUGUGAACAUCAUAAACUAAUGGUCGCGGGUCUGUCCAUGCUUGGAAUUGAUACACAACCAAAAAAUUCAUCAGUGCUUUUGGUGGGACUUGGAGGUGGGGGCUUGCCUCAGUUUCUACGAGACUUUGUUCCCAGUGUUACAGUUGAAGUAGUUGAACUAGAUCCUGCUGUGUUAGAAGUAGCAAAGGAAUGGUUUGGAUUCAGACCUGAUGAGCACCUGACUGUAACUCUUGGAGAUGGCCUUGAACGUAUCACAGCUUAUGAAAAGGAAGGGCGCUUUUUUGAUGCCAUAAUGUUUGAUGUUGAUAAUAAAGAUAACACAGUUGGCAUGAGCUGCCCUCCUGCUUCAUUUGUUGAGGUCUCAAUUCUACAGAAAGUUUAUAGACUGCUAACUCCAACAGGAGUCUUUAUCUUGAAUCUUGUGUGUCGAGACACCCUCUUGAAGAAAAGCCUACUGGAGCGAUUGAAGAGCAUAUUUCCCACCAUUAUCUCUGGUGACGUUGAAGGAGAAGUCAACCAAGUACUACUGUGUCAUAAAGGAGACAAUCAGUCACCUGACACUACAAACAUUAUGGAGUCCCUAGGCCAAGCAGGCAAAAAGCUGCAGACCACACUGGUCUCUGAUAAGACUGGCAGCAACCACAGUCCAAAUAUAGACAUUUCAGAGCUAAUAAAAGAGAUGCAGAUUGCAUGAAAGUGUUUGAUAUCAGCAUGUGUUUAAUUAAUAUAUUUGGACAGAUUAAGAUACAUUGACUCUCAGAAUGUAUUUUCUCUUGUACAAAGUCAGUAAAGACAAUUUUAUUGAUUUGA
Molecule: messenger RNA, 2290 nt
Organism: Boleophthalmus pectinirostris (great blue-spotted mudskipper)
Lineage: Eukaryota; Metazoa; Chordata; Actinopteri; Gobiiformes; Gobiidae
Gene: mettl13
Product: methyltransferase 13, eEF1A lysine and N-terminal methyltransferase
Source: RefSeq, a predicted model, not a curated record